Tachysurus vachellii is the source of this 1988-nucleotide messenger RNA. RefSeq names its product ceramide synthase 4a (gene cers4a). The coding region runs from base 265 to 1470 and encodes 401 amino acids. Gene Ontology annotation, biological process: ceramide biosynthetic process. The transcript is spliced from 11 exons. The record is from RefSeq and is a predicted model, not a curated record. Gene Ontology annotation, cellular component: membrane. Gene Ontology annotation, molecular function: sphingosine N-acyltransferase activity; DNA binding. Lineage: Eukaryota; Metazoa; Chordata; Actinopteri; Siluriformes; Bagridae.
GCGCGCGCACAAUAUCGAACAUAUUUUCGGUUUUAUUUUGAAUAUCAAGUUAAUUUAUAGCGCUGGUUUGAGAUCUGAAUCACUCGGCACUCGCGCGUGUUCUUAAAUCGCGGACGUUUUCUAUCAUAAGAAUUUUGGAACGUAGCGGUGAAAAAAACGGGUGGCGAAAAAACCUUUCUGUAUAAAGAAGGGGGCUAUUAUAUAGGAAGAAGGGGGCUAUUAACGGUGAAUAAAUCCGACUCUUGGUUUCGAAUCGUGGACAGGAUGAAGAAACUGCUGAAUCAGUGGUUGUGGUCAGAGAAGUUCUGGCUUCCUCCAAACAUUACAUGGCAUGACAUUGAAGGCACAAUAGGGGGUGGUCUCCAACCUCUUCCGAGUGACCUGCUUCUUGCAUUUCCUCUGGCACUGGGGUUCAUCGCUGUUCGGUUUGCUUUCGAAAGGGUGGUGGCUCUGCCGCUAAGCAGGACGCUUGGAGUGUUUGACAGGGUGCAGGUCCGAGUGCCACACAACCCCAAGCUGGAGGCUGUUUACUCACAGAGGAAGAAAUACUUCACACAGAAUGAGCUCAAGGGUCUGGAGAAGCAUUGUGGCCUCACGCAGCGUCAGAUUCAUAACUGGCUCAGGCUUCGCCGCAACCAGGACAAGCCGAGCAACACCAAGAAGUUCUGUGAAGCUUCGUGGAGGUUUAUUUUCUACCUCAUUGCAUUCAUGGCAGGACUCGCUGUCUUGAUUGAUACAGCCUGGUUUUGGGACCACCGUGAGUUCUGGCAUGGAUACCCCAAACAACCUGUGGCCAAGUCGCACUACUGGUACUACAUUCUGGAGCUCAGCUUUUACUGGUCCUUGCUGCUAUGCGUCUCUGUGGAUGUUAAACGCAAAGACUUCAAAGAGCAGAUCGUCCAUCACAUUGCCACCAUCUCACUGAUUAGCUUCUCCUACUGUAACAACUACAUACGGGUUGGUACAGUUGUGAUGCUGCUGCACGAUUCAUCCGACUUCCUGUUGGAGUCUGCUAAGAUGUUUAACUACGCUGGCUGGAAGAAGACAUGUGAUAGCCUGUUUGUUGUUUUUGCCGCUGUAUUCCUGGGAACUCGCCUUUUUGUUUUUCCGUGCAGGGUGCUUUACUCAACUUUUGUGGAGUCACUGGAUUUCUUCAAGCCAUUUCCUGCUUAUUACCUCUUCAAUGGCCUCCUUUUUGUGCUGCAGGCACUGCACAUUUUCUGGGCUAAUCUCAUUCUGAAGAUGCUCUACAAAUUUAUCUUCUUGGGCAAAGUGGAGAGGGACGAGCGGAGUGAUGAGAGUGAUGUUGAGGAGGAGGGAGAGGACAAUGGCAUGGAGGGAGAGUGUUGCUGGAAACAGAGCAAUGGAACACUCAACUCCAAGCUCAACUCACUGGCUAAAACCUGUGUCCUCAACAACUUGACCCACCAGAGGAAAAACAUGGACAGCAGACUGCCCAAGGGCAGAUAAUAUUCCUCCUGCACUUCACUUCACUUCAUGUUUUUAUUACAAACCAUCCAGCAUAAAAAAGAAGUAUAAGGGUAUUUGUAUGCAUUAUUUAACCCAUGAAAUGAAAUUUGCUUAUUUCUCAUAAAAGGUGACAGCAGUAGUCUUUACUUUUUAUGUUUUAAACGGAUAUACAGUCUUUUUAAACUUAAUUACUGUCCAUUGCAUCUAGUGUGUAUGUGUACUUACCUACACACUACUAUACUUAAGUAAAUAUUGCAACCUUUACACAGGACAUAUGAGGCAGACAGUAGUUUUAUUCAGGACUGGAGCAAACACCUAUUCUUUUCUCAAGGUCUCAACUAUGGCACUUACAACACACGUAGAACAUAGCAGUGUAGAGGAGUUAGGCCAAAAAAAUACUUGAGUAUUCACUUAAACUUUCAAACUCGACUUGCUAAUUGGGAAAUAUAUCCAAUGCAUUGAUUGCAUUACGUUCCUAGCAAUAAAUAACAGUAUUUAGAAAAAAUUUAGGCGUGGCU